GUUGAAAUAGUUAGCAAAGCAGCGACUAAUGGCGGCAUCCGGUGAAAUAUUAACGAUGGAGUCGUACGAAGAGGAACUUAUUUGCCACACAACGGAGGAGCAACCGGAAGCUGUCAGCAAGACUCGAAUUGUGCUACACGUUGAAGACGUCUGUAAAGAAGAUCUUCCUCAGCAGCAGGAGGAGGAAAAAGAGGAGCCGCAGUUCCCCCACAGUAAGGAGAAGGAGUGGGUGCCACAGCCCCCCCACAUUGAGGAAAAGUGGGAGCAACAGCCCCCCCGCAUUAAGAAGGAAAAGUGGGAGCCACAGCCCCCCCACAUGAAAGAGGAAGAGGAGGAUCACAGCGACGAGCGUUUCGAAGGAGUGGAGGAGCUCCCAGUGUUUGUGGUCCAGGUGAAGAGUGAAGAUGAGGAGGAGGAGCUUCAAAGCGGCAAUGAAGCAGACGACCUCUCGGCGACGCCGUCAAACGGCGACGAUGCGUGGUCACGCUCCCCGGACACCGAUGAUGACACCGCAUGUCGGAAAUGCUCCCGGUGUGGCGAGACCUUUGUCAACAAGUCCACCCUGGAGAGGCACGUGAGAACCCACACAGGAGAGAAACCCUUUGUGUGCUCAGUGUGCGGUAAAGCUUUCACUCAGAAAGGCAGUUUGACGACACACGCGAGAAUACACACCGGAGAAAAACCUUUCACUUGUUCCGUGUGCGGCGUGAGUUGCCGGCGAAAUCAGGAUUUGAAAAUCCACUCGAGGACGCACACCGGAGAGAAACCUUUUACGUGUUCGGUGUGCGGUAAAAGCUUCUCUCAAAAGUCCAACUUAACCACGCACAUGAGAAUACACACCGGAGAGAAACCAUAUUCCUGCUCCAUCUGCAACAGAGGCUCUUAUGACCGAACGACUCUUGUGAGACACAUGAAGACACACACGGGGGAGAAAGCAUUUUCCUGUCCGGUGUGCCGUGUGGCCUUUGUACAGAACCACAGUUUAAAAAAACACAUGAGAGUCCACACUGGAGAGAAACCCUUCGUGUGCUCAGUUUGUGGCAAAACCUUCUCGGAAAAGUCCAAUUUGACAGCGCACAGAAGGAUACACAGCGGAGAGAAACCCUUUCCCUGCUCAGUGUGCGGCGCGGCUUUCGUGCAAAACGAUACUUUGAAAACACACAUGAGGAAACACACCGGCGAGAAACCUUUCAACUGCUCCGUCUGCGGCAAAGCGUUCAGACGAAAUCAGUAUUUGAAAAGACACACGCGACGACACAGCGAGGAGAGAAAUGGAAAUGAACACUUCGCUUGAUUCUCAUCGUAUUGCCCAACCUAAGUCAUCAUAUUGCAACAUUCAUUCAUUCAUUCAUUCAUUCAUUUUCUACCGCUUUUCCUCACAAGGGUGUCCAGCCAAUCACAGGGCACAUAUAGACAAACAACCAUUCACACUCACAUUCAUACCUAUGGACAAUUUGGAGUCGCUAAUUAACCUAGCAUGUUUUUGGAAUGUGGGAGGAAACCGGAGUACCGGGAGAAAACCCACGGGGAGAACAUGCAAACUCCACACAGAGAUGGCCAAGGGUGGAAUUGAACCCUGGUCUCCUGGCUGUGAGGUCUGCGCGCUAACCACUCGACCGCCUUACCGCCCUUGCAACAUUCAAAAAUGUUCAAAAAUCAUCUUCUUCUUGUAAAAUGGCCGCCAUUUCCCCUUGUUGUUGUUGCUUUUUAAAACAAUUUUAUUUAAUUAAUUUUAUUAUUUUUUUAAAUAGUUUGACCUCACUUCUUGUGAAUUUAUUAAUGACUUUAUUCCUAGAAUAUUUGGACUUGAUUCUCAUAAUAUUCUAACCAAAUUUUCCAAAAAUGACAACUUGAUUGUGUUUUGUUUAGUUUCUCAUCUAACCCUGAAAAAUCACCUUUUUACAAAUAAAAAUACUUUUUACACUACUUUUACUUGUAAAAUGGCCACCAUUUUCCCCUGUUGUUGUUGUUGUUGCUUUAAAUUUUUUUAUUUAAUUAUUUUUAAUUUUUUUUAAAUAGUUUGACCUCACUUCUUGUGAAUUUAUUAAUGACUUUAUUCCUAGAAUAUUUGGACUUGAUUCUCAUAAUAUUCUAACUUUUUGCCAAACCAAAAUUUCCAAAAAUGACAACUUGAUUGUGUUUUGUUUAGUUUCUCAUCAUAAUCAAUCAUCUUUUCACAAAUAAAAAUACUGUUUACACUACUUUUACUUGUAAAAUGGCCGCCAUUUCCCCCUGUUG
Molecule: messenger RNA, 2238 nt
Organism: Doryrhamphus excisus (bluestripe pipefish)
Lineage: Eukaryota; Metazoa; Chordata; Actinopteri; Syngnathiformes; Syngnathidae
Biological process (GO): regulation of transcription by RNA polymerase II
Molecular function (GO): RNA polymerase II cis-regulatory region sequence-specific DNA binding; DNA-binding transcription factor activity, RNA polymerase II-specific
Source: RefSeq, a predicted model, not a curated record